UCAGAAUCGAUCAUUCGUGAGGAAGAAAAACAAGAUAGUGACAUUAAUGAAGAAGCAGAACGACAAGAAGUGAAGAAUGGUGAAAAAGAAGCGGUGAAGGAAGCUGGUCCUGGAGAUUUUGAUCAAGCACUCAACAACACUGUAAAUGACGAAGACCGUAACGCUCCAAAUGCUGAAACAUUUGAAAAAUCUGAUGACUCCGGUGAUAAGAUAGCGGAGGAGGAGCCAGAGCUCCUCAAUACUAACAAAGAUUCAAAGAAAGAUGAGCCAAAUCCUGUUGUUGAUAAUAAGGAACCUGUCAAAGAUAGUGAGCCAGAGACCAUUGCUGGAAACAAGGAAGUUAAGGAGCCAGAGCCCAUCGGCGGCAACAAGGAAGUCGAGGAGCCAGAGCAUUCUGCUGCUGAUGAAGAACUAGUCAAGGACAAGGAACCGGAACCUAUCGCUGAGGAUAAGGAUACAGUAAAGGAGCCAGAGCCUAUCGCUGAGGAUAAGGAUGCAGAAAAGGAACCGGAGCCUAUUGUUGAGGAAAUUUGCGUGAAGAAAAUCAUUUCGAUGGAUACAGACGAUGUUGAUCAGGAUGAAACCGCAAACGCGAUUCCAGCAGAAAAUAUUGAUAAUGAGAAUUCUUCUGUGCAAAUGGAGAUUACUGAAGUCACAGAAGUGGACAUUAAAGAGACGGCGCAAGACUCUCCAAUUGUUGAGGAGCCUGAAGCAGCGGAGAGUGAAUGUAUGGAAGAAGCAGAGAAGGAAGACUCAACAAAGAAGUCGGAAAAUGAAAGCUAUGCCAUCGAAGAGAUGGAGACCGACACCAAUGAGAAAGGCGACGAGGCAGCUGCAAAUAAACGGUAA
Messenger RNA from Strongylus vulgaris, 849 nucleotides. The record is from the annotation of a GenBank genome assembly. Lineage: Eukaryota; Metazoa; Nematoda; Chromadorea; Rhabditida; Strongylidae.